AAACAUGUAUACCUCAGGAACACAUAAAAUCAAUAGAACUCGUCCCAAGAACCACAUCAGCUGGAGACCACGUGGGGUUUGUUUACGUCGUGUUAUGUAUUACCCUAGCAAUAUUUACCGACUUUCCUCCGCCCACGCCUCGCCUCGUGUCCUGCCUGCCUGCGUGCGUGUCUGGGAAGGCGCCCUAUUGCUGCUGUAGGGCGUGGAGGUGUGUAGAGAUGCAAAACUUGGAGGAAAUGACUGGAAAUUUUGGAGUUUUGUAAGCACCACGCCAAGAUGGAUGACGCAAAAAUCCACAAAAAGAGAGGGCCAGCAGGUCAGAGGAGAGGAUUUUGGCAAGGUCAUCAAGGCAAGCCAAGGUCCAGACAUGUGGUGUGUGCUGGCCGGGGUGACAGGAGGGCUCGGGUCAUGAGGGGCUUGGUGCUGAGACGGAAAGCUUCUGACUACGACAAGAAGCGGUCACUGAGAGAGAGGCACUUGUUCAAGAAAAUGAUUCUGUAUGAGACUGACAAAGUGGAUGACUUGAUUGAGGACUUUGGUGCCAUGCUGCAGGUGUCCCCCACCCCUCUCCUCCUGCCUGGCCCCAGCACACGCACAGCAGAGUCACAUUACGCUGGACUGCUGAAGACCCUGAGGGAGCUGAGUGAGGAGAGUGGGUUCAAUGAGCUCAUGCUGGGGUACCUCACACAGGUGAUGGGCAGGCAGGAGGCUCAGCUCACCCUGCAGGCCAUCUCCUUCACCCCUCCUGUCACCUUCCUCAGGACAAACACACUCAAGAUCAGCCCCAAGAAGCUGUGGCAGGAGCUGGUGUUGGGAGGAGUGAGUGCCUGGUUGCCGCGGUGGUCCAGUGUCACCAUGCUGGCCCUGGACAACCCUGCCAGCCCUCGGCCCCUCAUCAGGAAAAUGAUCUUAGAUGGAAAGUGUUCCCAGCAGAAGGAGCGACAGUGGCAGGAACUCAACGUGCCAGUGGGGAGGAGUGCCAAGGGGAGACACGAGCAGCCUAAGGGCAAGGCAACAAGUGUCACAGGUCCAGGCACUGCUGCUCAGAGCCUCACCUUGUUCUAUAGUGCUUGUGGCAGCAUCAGUUCCCUGGUGGUGAUGGUGGUAGCAGCCAAGGCCAGGGAGGAUGUGCUGGAGCUGUGUGCCACCAACUCAGGCAAGACACUGCACAUAGCAGCAAUGCAGAUGAACUCGGGCCGGCUGGUGGCAAACACACUGCACAGGGAGGAGGUGCAGGCAAUGAGGGACACCAACACCCAUCAUGACGUGCAGAACUGUGUGGUCACCUGUAUUGAACCUGCACUCUUAGCCAAGAGUCAGGCUGGGCGGUACCAGAGGGUGUUGGUGGACGCGCCAAGCUCAGGAGUCGGCAUGGUGCGCCCUUUCCCAGGAGUAAGAGUGUGUUGCACCACUGAGGACUUGCACCACAUCUCAGCGCGACAGAGGCUCCUGCUGCUCAAUGGCGCUGACUGUUUGAGGCAAGGCAGGAUGCAGAACUCCUACCUUGUGUACACCACUUGCUCUGUCCUGGCUGAGGAGAAUGAAGAUGUGGUACAACACCUGCUGGAGGCCAGACCUCAGUUUAAGCUGGUGCCCACCGGCCUUGGCAUCGGAGUGCCUGGCCUGACACACUACAAAACACGCAGCUACCAUGAAGACAUGUGGCUGACCAGAAGGCUUUACUGCCACCACCACCACAUGCAGGGCACCUUCAUUGCAAAGUUUGUGCUGGAGAGUAAAGUGAAUGCCCUGAAGACUUCCACAGAUAAGAAGCUGCUGCUCAGACAGACUUCCAGACAACAGGACCACCACACCAGCAGGACAAAGAGGGAGAAGAAAGCCAAGCAAGGCCCUUUGUCAGGGUGCAAGAAAGGCUCACAUGAGUGGUUUAAACAAACAUUCAUUGGUGAGGACGGCGAUGACAACUACAGUGACGAUGACUGAUGCUGACCACUGACCACGCCACAUUACCAGGGAAGACAUUGACAGUAGAUGUAGAGAAAGGGAAGGAUUCUGUUUGCUGGAUGAGGUUUUCACGUUCCUUCUGCCAUGCCCGCCAUUCAUCAGCUCAGAGUGCACGUGUCUUUAGGUCAGAUGGCUGCAUUUAUUUUUUUACACAGGAGAAAGUAUUUUUACCCUCCAUGAUAGUUUGUCACAGAACAAACCAGCACUGAGAUAUGUUUGUGUAUGUGUCUUGUACAUUACUUACAUACAAAGGUUUUAGCUCAGACUAAGGUAGCUUGAAACCAGCUUCACCUUGAUCACAGACACUGGAGCCUCAUCAGUCAAGCCUAUUCACCACACAGGACUUGUGUUGGUUGGAUGCUUUGGCCCUUUGAUGAGAAAGGGGCCAGCAGCAAGUUGAAACUCAUGUAGAGAUCAGUGUAAGUAGUGUGUUCAGCCACUUACAACACACAAAGGCAAGGAGUCUGCAUGUGUGAGAGAAUGUAGCUGCCAUCCAUCACCACCACCAUUCACUGCGCUUAGAUGAGCCAGAGCCACACUCUUAACAUACAUGAUGGUGUGUAGAGAAAUUUUGUCAUUACAGAAGCUUUACUUAGUGAAGGAAGCACAGCAUCACGUUAUACACUGACACUCCCACACUUUUAGUUCUGUAAUGUCCCAGAAAGAACACGACACAUCUCGAGUGAUAUGACCACACAGUGUGAGCGUCUGCUCAACACACCUCACUCUCCACCUGGUGAGCCUCACCAUGUCUGGUUGCACCUUGCCACACCGUAACAUUGCCAUCCUUUUGCCACACCUGCCCUGCUCUGCUGGUCACACCACAUGCAGGACUCUCACCAAAGCCUUAUAAGGCCACACCACCACCACCCACACA
Molecule: messenger RNA, 2842 nt
Organism: Portunus trituberculatus (swimming crab)
Lineage: Eukaryota; Metazoa; Arthropoda; Malacostraca; Decapoda; Portunidae
Product: probable 28S rRNA (cytosine(4447)-C(5))-methyltransferase
Exons: 11
Coding region: 277-1944 (555 amino acids)
Biological process (GO): maturation of LSU-rRNA; rRNA base methylation
Cellular component (GO): nucleolus
Molecular function (GO): rRNA (cytosine-C5-)-methyltransferase activity
Source: RefSeq, a predicted model, not a curated record